This is a messenger RNA of Saimiri boliviensis boliviensis (Bolivian squirrel monkey), 1045 nucleotides long. It is a transcript of the gene SPC24, whose product is annotated as SPC24 component of NDC80 kinetochore complex. Gene Ontology annotation, molecular function: microtubule binding. The record is from RefSeq and is a predicted model, not a curated record. Gene Ontology annotation, cellular component: Ndc80 complex. Gene Ontology annotation, biological process: chromosome segregation. NCBI's taxonomy places the organism in Eukaryota, Metazoa, Chordata, Mammalia, Primates, Cebidae.
UCAAAUUUGCGCGGGUUGGGGACUGGGGUAGUCAUGGCUGCCUUCCGCGACAUGGAGGAGGUGAGCCAGGGGCUGCUCAGCCUGCUGGGCACCAAUCGCGCCGAGGCUCAGCAGCGACGGCUGCUGGGGCGCCACGAGCAGGUGGUGGAGCGGCUACUGGAGACGCAAGACGGUGCCGAGAAGCAGCUGCAUGAGAUCCUCACCAUGGAGAAGGAAGUGGCCGAGAGCCUUCUCAGCGCAAAGGAGCAGAUGCACCAGGGUGGUGUGGAUCUGCAGCAGCUGGAAGCUGGGCUUCAGGAGGCCAGGGAGGAGGACACCCAGCUGAAGGCCAGCCUCCUGCAGCUCACCAGAGAGCUGGAGGAGCUCAAGGAGAUCGAGGCGGAUCUGGAACGACAGAAGAAGGAGGUCGACGAGGAUACGACAGUCACAAUCCCCUCAGCUGUGUACGUGGCUCAACUUUACCACCAAAUUAGUAAAAUCGAGUGGGAUUACGAGUGUGAGCCAGGGAUGAUCAAAGGCAUCCAUCAUGGCCCAAGUGUGGCCCAGCCCAUCCACCUUGACAGCACCCAGCUCUCCAAGAAAUUCAUCAGCGACUACCUCUGGAGCCUGGUGGACACCAAGUGGUAGCCAGGAGCCUCUUUGCUGCAUCUUGCACCCAGCGGGCAUCUGCCACCAUCAGAUCCGUUUCAGCUCCCACAGGUGUUAGAGACAGAGGAAGCAGGGUACCCGAGAGGAGCUGGGAGUUAAGCAAGGGACAGGGCUGUGAGGGGUGGGACGUAAUUGAAGGGACAGGAGCUCAGCCAUGGCCAUUUUUCCCUGUGACCUGUUGGUGUGGUGGAUACCACCACUUAGGCUUUCCUUUGGGGACUCACGGGUCCUGUGGCUUACAGAGGAGCCCAUCUCUGGCUCCAGGGUGGACUCUGUGUCAGAGACCAUGAGAUGUGUCUUUUGUCACUCGUUCUCCCCUCCCUCCUUCAUAAAGGGAGUCCUUUUAGCUGCCCAGUUAAAACAACACAUCCCAGCACCCUUGUAGUUAAUGUCCAGC